AUGAGCCCCACGAACCCCUCCGCCUUCUCCUCACCGCGCCCCUUGGAGCCCGCGGGCCCCUUCGACAUGUGGCGGGACUACCUGGGGCUGGCGGAGCCGGAUCCCAGCGACCCCGGCGCCGCGUUCUGCGCGUUCUGCCGGCACAACGGCGAGGCGCCGGCCGUGUACCGGGGGCACAACCUGCGGGACGCGGGCGGGCGGCUGCAGUGCCCGGUGCUGCGGAGCUACGUGUGCCCCCAGUGCGGGGCCACCCAGGACCGGGCGCACACGCGGCGCUUCUGCCCCCUGACCCCGCGCGGGUACAGCUCGGUGUACGACAGGGCCGGGAGCGGGGCCCGCAGAGCGGCCAGGGAGGGAAACGCGGGCAACAAGAGGGCGGCGAGGGACGGAGGGAAGUUGGCGAGGGACGGAUGGGCGGAUGGAUGGACGGACACGCGCAG
Molecule: messenger RNA, 440 nt
Organism: Corapipo altera (White-ruffed manakin)
Lineage: Eukaryota; Metazoa; Chordata; Aves; Passeriformes; Pipridae
Product: nanos homolog 3-like
Exons: 2
Biological process (GO): negative regulation of translation; oogenesis
Cellular component (GO): perinuclear region of cytoplasm
Molecular function (GO): zinc ion binding; mRNA binding
Source: RefSeq, a predicted model, not a curated record